UGUGUGUGUGUGUGUGUGUGUGUGUCUGGGAGGAGUUAACGGUUCCUGGCUUCCUUCCUCCACCAUGAACCAUAACAACCAGGCUUCAGACGAGGACGGACGCAGCAGCGUCUUCACUCCAGCAGCUCCUGAUGCCACCGCUCCACAUCAGCACAUCUGUCUGGCUUCGACAAUGAAACCGGCCGCGGGGACUCGGACACCGGAGCUCGGACUCACACACAACUUUUCUCCAUGAGUUUGGAUCAGCUGAGAUGAGAAGCUGAAGCCGUUUGAAGCAACCAGCGAGGAGAUCUGCGGGUGGUCGACAUGUCUCAGUGGAUGAUUAUUCCCGUCAGCUUGCCUGUGUUCACCAUCACUGGGAUAUGGCUCGUAUACGCCAUGGCCGUGUACAACCAGCACGUCUGCCCCGUGACCAACUGGCUCUAUAAUGAGUCGUGUGAGGAGCAGCUGCCGUUGCAGCGGGGCCCUGUGCUGUGCUGCACCCCGGACAACAUACCACUCAUCAGCAAAUGUGGAACCCUGCCGCCGGAAAGUUGCUUCUUCAGCCUCAUCUGCAGCACCGGCUCCUUCAUGGUGAUGCUGAUCGGCCUCCUGCAUUACGCUCACAUCAUAGAGAGACACCAGAACUGCGUCCUCAACAUGGCCGGCCUCUCCACCGGGUGGAUCUGUGCUGCCGGGCUCAUCAUGGUGGGAAACUUCCAGGUGGAUUUCGCCAAAGUCCUGCACUACGUUGGCGCCGCCAUGGCCUUCCCCUCCAGCAUGCUGUUCGUGUGCUUUCAGUCGGCGCUGACGUACAGACUGGCUAAGACCCAGGAGGAGUACAGGCGAGGCCACCUCCGUCUGGGCAUGGCCCUGAUGGCUCUGAUCGCCCUGGUGCUGAGUGGGGUUUUCUUCUGCCAGGAGAGCUUCGUCCUGCAGCACGCCUCAGCCAUUUUUGAGUGGACCUACUGCAUCCUCAUAAUGCUGUUCUACGGGACCUUUGCGUUCGAGUUCAGGGGCAUGUCAGGGGACACCCUCAUGGUCCUCUCCAGAGGAGGUCCAGUACCGGCUUUCUCCGCUCCUGAUCACAAGGCAGAGAUGGGCCGAGGAUCCAACCACUGCCAGACAGAGGGUUUGUCAAUCCUGUAAACACAGAACACCUCCAGUCAGUGGGGGGCCAAAGGGUCAAACAAGCAUCCAUGUGGAUGAAGCUGGAAGCUGCAUCACCACAGAGCCGAACCUGUUCUCCAUCAGCAGUGAGCAAAAACCUACAAACGUCUCUAAUACUCUGUAAACACACAUGCAGAACACUGUAUAAUGUUACAAGUGCCUUUUUAAAAAGUCCAGGACAGCAAAGAGACGUCCGUGUUCACACAGGCACACGAAUGCCCCCAUGUUUGUUUCAUCUCUUUUUUUAAAACAAUCGCUUCCUCGUUUUUUUUGCUCAACUCGCUUAUCAUGAGACAGAACGUCCUCAAAGUGCCUCAGAUGUGAGAGCAGAGCUCCGCUGUUUGGACGUUCACACACCGAGCGCUGCAUUGUUUUCACUCAGGAAGCUUUCUUACAUCACGAACACGAGCUCUUAACCCGAACAGAAAGGUGAGGUUUCCCAAAGAUGUGCGACAGUAGCUGAGCCAAGAAUAAGAGGUUCUGAAAUGGAUCGAUUGUUGUUCGGAACGCGCUGUGCUCGUGUUGAAAAGCUUCUGGGUUUCUCUGGUAAAUGACGACGCCGCCUGAGUGGACGUAUCACAUCAGCCAAAUAAACGUCAGCUCUGCCAAAAAGGUUGCAUCAUGCUCCCAGUAACAGCCCUCACACCUUUAAUGGGACCAAACGUUAAGAGGAGACGUCAUGUUCUCUGUCAAUAAGGAUGCAGAUAAACAAAACACAUAUUAAAGCAAAUAAGGAAAAAAUC
This is a messenger RNA of Betta splendens (Siamese fighting fish), 1892 nucleotides long. Its product is annotated as transmembrane protein 150A-like. The transcript has 8 exons. NCBI's taxonomy places the organism in Eukaryota, Metazoa, Chordata, Actinopteri, Anabantiformes, Osphronemidae. The coding region runs from base 307 to 1128 and encodes 273 amino acids. The record is from RefSeq and is a predicted model, not a curated record.